AUGAAAUUUAGAAAUUCAAAGUCUAUAAUGGAAUAAAACAUUUCCUGGCGCAACAGGCAUUAUCGCUAAAACACAUAAUUACAUGGUGCUGGUUUUCUUGUGUGUUUGAUCGAUAAAUUUCAAAUAUUUGGGGCGCAAGAAAUUCCUUCAUAUAAAGUUCUGCUUCGUUCGGAUAAAGAGUAUCGUUGUAGCGAUGUCAUAUAAAAGCCAUCAAAUUGGUCCAGAUCGUGUAUUUGAUCACCUGUACGACCCAAUUUAUACAACAGGAACGAAAGACAUCUGGAAAGAAAAUCAUAAUGCACUUUAUCGUUCGGCUCCGGUUCGGAUUUAUCCACAAUACGGAACAAUGUUCACUGAUUUGCCGAAACGUCCUCGCAACAUCUACAUUCAACAACGGAAUCCUCUGCCACAUUUUCCAUUUGUCGAUGAAAAUGGUAGUCGUAGUAAUGGGAAAAGAGAACGAAAAUGUACAGCAGCAGUCCUUGGUGGUCGUGAUAGAGCGAAAUUUUUCGACAUACCAUUAAACAAUGAAAUAAAUAUGAAUUUGCAAUUGGAUAUUGGCAAGGAUCACAUAUGCUGCCAUCAACGCUCAAUGACACCGACAGACGCUUUUCGGACAGUGGCUUGUGAAACUAUAUACAGAGAACAGUCUGCCCAAACGAAACCAUGGAUGCCGGAUUUCGUUGUCGAUGAUAAAUGUACCGAGACACCAGAACUGCUGUAUACAACCAAAGGUAUAACUGGUUAUUCGGCUCCGGGUAUAUUAGAAGUGAAACAAAUCGAAAGAGCUCGACGUCGUCGCCAGUUAGAAAAAGCAUUUGCUCGAAGUAAAUGCAAGAACGAUCCGACUAUGAGACGCGAAUUCUGGGAAGCAUUGGAAUGGGAAGACAGAGUUGCACGUGAAGCGGAAUUAGACUACUGUCAACAUUUACGUUUGGAAAUGGUUAAGAAGAUGAUGAACUCCAGGGACCAAAAGAUGCAGCAAAAUUUCACACUCGCAAUGGAGACAACCAUCAAUCGAUUGGAAGCUGAAAAAGAGAAAAAAAUGAAUAAUUUAAGAGUGAAUCAUCAGCGGACACUGAGGCGUUUAGACAAACAGUAUGGCGAGAAAUGUAAACGAAGUAAACUCUUAGCCCAAGAACAUCAGCAAACGACUUUUGUGUCGUACAAUACUGACUUCGAAGCUAGAUUGGAGGAUCUGCAUAAGAUGCCAACUAUGCCAACGAAUUUGGAAAGAUUUACUCAACCCAAAAUAGAUAUUACGAAGCCUAAACAACCGGUAAAGGAAGUGAAGAAAGGACUCUGGACAGAGAAGUUCUUAGUGAAUUUGUACGAAUCCUUGAAGGUUAUUCAACGGAAAAUAAUUCACCAACGAACUGCAAAAUGUUUGAUUGACAUUCAUGAAGAGGUUCAGAGUUAUGUAUCUACCAUAGAGCUAUCCGUGGAGAGUUUCAGUGAUGACAUGGACUACCAACAUGCGGUAUUCCUCCAAAAACUUAUCAAAGGACGUGCUAUUCAAAGUAUCUUGCACGAAGGUAAAGAAGCCAAUCAGGAACUUAUUGACCAAUUGAAAGAGACAUUUAAGUUGGAGUCGGUGUGGAAAGCUGAAUGUGCCGACGAUUGGAAUGAAGAAAAUUUGAUGGAAUUCCUUGGUGAAUAUAUCAAUCAAGAAUUCAGUCGGUAUACUGAACAGAAGGCUAUUCACGACCGACGUAUGUUACCAUUCAAACAAGAUUUAGAAAGAGAACGAGAAGAACAAAAGGAGCAACAGGAAGUGGUCGCGGAUUGUUUAGAUAAAGUCCUAGCGGACUUAAUUCUCCCAGAACUCGAAACUUCUGAUCAAAUGUCUAGUAGUCCGGUGAAUGAUGAUUCAUCAGAAAUAGUCCACGGUGUUUUCAAUAAUUUGAUCCUGCCAGAUAUUUACGAUAAUUUGCCAGACGAUUCAGAUGAGCAGCUGCAAAAGAGCGUAGUAGAUGAACAGAAUCAACAGAAGCUAGCUACCCAUGACACAGAGAAAGAAGAAAUUGUUGCACAUGCAAUCGAGCACAUCUUACAGAAAGUCAUUUCUCAUCCCGCAGCAGAUAUAACAAAUGACAUCAUGGAGGACAUUGUGAAAAAGACCGUGGAACUGUCUGCAUCGUUGAACGAACUCAAUGCGGAUAGUUUGGACAAAGAAAUCGGUGGUAUGCUGGACGAACUCUGCGAUCAGUUGUUGAGCAAUUUGGAACUGAACGAUGAAUCGGACGGAAGCAGCAGUGGGAAUGAUAGCCCUGAGUAAUGAAUGGACGUUGCAACGUAUUGAUUUUGUUUGUUAAAAUAGAAAUAGCAAAAUUCCGGGUAAUAAAAUCCAUG
Bradysia coprophila is the source of this 2352-nucleotide messenger RNA. Its product is annotated as cilia- and flagella-associated protein 91-like. Lineage: Eukaryota; Metazoa; Arthropoda; Insecta; Diptera; Sciaridae. The record is from RefSeq and is a predicted model, not a curated record.